AUGAAAUUGUUGUCGACCGUGUUAAUAGUGAUUCUCGUUAAAGUGCUUGAUGUUGCGGCGCUGCACAGAAAUCCAUUUGAUGUGAUCAGAGGCUGUAAGCAAUAUGACCGGGUAGCAUCGUACGACGAAGCGCUUGUUUACUUUCCGGUGGCUAGUCUACUCCAUGCUGGUGUAAGUGAAAAGUCGCAGUCCUUUAAGAUCGCUAUUUUAGGUCCGGACAAUGGAAUUGUUCGAUUCGGGGAAUCCUUGUUUCCGUAUGAUAAGGACGUGAUAGAGAUUGUGCUCGGUGGUUGGGAAAAUACAAAAAGUGUGGCACGAAAGCAGCAUCGUACAGCAUCGAAUGAAACAACCAACAUCCAGCUGGCUGAAGCUCACACACCGAAUUUGAUGUCUCCUUAUCGGCCUGUGAUGUUUGUGCUGGAAGUGUUCCGCAACGGUACGGUUGAAGUGAGAAUCGAUGGACAAGAUCAUCCUUUCCUGUCGUUCUAUGCUGGUUAUCGUACUCAAGUGAAUUACAUGGCGUUUACCAAGUGGCGCAAUGAGUUGGUUUACUUCUACGAUUGUCCACUGGAUAAUCCGAACGCUGGGUAUGGAACCGUGCUUUUAAAUUGUACUCUUGUCUUAUAA
Molecule: messenger RNA, 627 nt
Organism: Anopheles maculipalpis
Lineage: Eukaryota; Metazoa; Arthropoda; Insecta; Diptera; Culicidae
Exons: 3
Coding region: 1-627 (208 amino acids)
Source: RefSeq, a predicted model, not a curated record